AUGGGCCCUCGAGGGCUGGCACUGUGGAUACCCCCCGGACAAGUAAAACAAGAUUUGUGCCUGUCUGCAGCAGCCGCCGCUCCGAUGCACACAAAUCAGCGAACGAUGCAAUCGCUGCGCCGCUCGAUCAUCUCCCACCGUGCGGCGUUCGCGCCGGUGGUGAGCGUGAACCCCCUCUACGCACCCGCCGGCGCUGUCUGGGGCAUGGUCGCGCAGCGUCGACACAAGAGCACCGACGCGCUCGCCGAUGAGCUGGUAUCGGCGUGCGAUGAGCUCCUCGCUGCGGGCAAGCGGAUCAACUGGGUGUUCUUGGGUGCCCCGGGGGUGGGGAAGGGCACGUACGCCAGUCGAAUUUCGAAGCUGAUGAAGAUCCCUCACAUAUCCGCGGGGGAUCUGGUCAGGGACGAGAUCAAGCGCGGCACCGAGCUCGGGGCGCGGAUGUCGGCGAUCACCUCCAAGGGGCAGCUCCUCCCGGAUGCGAUGAUCCUCGACAUCCUGAAGGGGCGUGUCGAGAAGGGGAUCGAGGAGGGCGAGCGAGGAUUUCUCCUUGACGGCUUCCCGCGAACAGUGGCCCAGGCUGAGGAGCUGAACAAGUUCACGGAGGUGCAGCAGGUGAUGAACCUCGGGCUCAGGGAGGAUAUCCUGGUCGAGAAGUGCUGCGCGAGGCGUGUGUGCAAGGAGUGCGGCAAGAACUUCAACAUCGCGGACAUCUACCACCCGGGAGAUCCUCCUAUCGUGAUGCCACCGCUCAACCCGCCCGCUGGGUGCGAGGACAAGAUGGAGCAGCGCAAGGACGACACCGAGGAGGUGGUCAAGGCCAGGCUGCAGGUGUACAAGGACAACUCGGUGCCGGUGGAAGAGUUCUACCGCACGGCUGGGAUGCUGACGGACUUUGAGAUCAAGAGCGGCAUCCCUGAGACGAUGCCCAGGAUCCUGAAGGUCAUCCUUGACAUCGUGCGUUCCACGCCCAAGUAG
Micromonas commoda is the source of this 975-nucleotide messenger RNA. Its product is annotated as adenylate kinase. Gene Ontology annotation, biological process: nucleobase-containing compound metabolic process. Gene Ontology annotation, molecular function: AMP kinase activity; ATP binding. The record is from RefSeq and is a predicted model, not a curated record. The transcript has a single exon. The coding region runs from base 1 to 975 and encodes 324 amino acids. NCBI's taxonomy places the organism in Eukaryota, Viridiplantae, Chlorophyta, Mamiellophyceae, Mamiellales, Mamiellaceae. Gene Ontology annotation, cellular component: cytoplasm; mitochondrion.